Podarcis lilfordi (Lilford's wall lizard) is the source of this 3877-nucleotide messenger RNA. Lineage: Eukaryota; Metazoa; Chordata; Lepidosauria; Squamata; Lacertidae. The record is from the annotation of a GenBank genome assembly.
AUGGCGGCGGCUCUCCUUCCUCGUGGAGGCGCUGGAGGUGCGUCAUAUUAUUUUGUAUUAUAACGCGAGUGCAGCUGGGGGGAGUGUGGAGAGGGAGUUUCAAAAAACCCUAUUAGGUAAACCGUUUCAAUGUAAGUUUUUUUCUAUGUCUCCUUUUUCUGGUAUUUCAUAUAAUAUUUUCAGUUCCCAUUAUUAAUGCAUUUCUGUACAUUAUUCUGCUAAAAUAAUACAUUUAUAGGUCUUUCCCCCUUUGAAUGGGGGUAGGAAAUCUUUUCCCAAUGGAGGGCAGAUCUUUCUCCUGCUCUCCUCCCUGCAGGCCAACUUGGGCAGGUGGGGGACCUUCCUUCGUCUCGCCAUAAGGCUUGGGCUCAAGGCAGAACCUUGUGCAUUAAUAAUAAUAUUUAUUUAUUUAUACCCCGCCCUCCCUGGCCAGGACCUAGCUCAGGGUGGCUAACACGAAAUAUAAAUUAUUAUAAAAUGUAGUAGGGAAAAAAAUACAAAAAAAUAGUUGCUUAAAAUACUGUGGAUGAAAGAUCCAAAUUAAUGCAUUAAACACUGGUAAGGACUCAUUAUCAAGCCUACCUAGUGGCAGUGAAGGCAGCAAAGAAGGCAUAGUUUUCUGCCUCUAUUCCAUCCUCAUUAUGUCGUCUGGCAGAGAUUUUCUGGGUUGUAAGGGGCCUUUUACAGGCAGGCCCAAAGGAGGAGUAGAACGAGCAGUAGCUGGCUGUGACUUGUUUGCAAAGCAUUUUGAAGAUAAAAUUGCUUGUAUCCACCAAGACCUUGACUCUGCUGUUACAGCAGAUGAAUCUCAUGGGGUGUCCAGAGCACAGUCUAGUCCUGUUGUGUUUUUUCAGUUGGUAAGGCUCAUGGAUAUGGACAAGGUGCUUGGAUCAGUCAGGGCCUCUGUUUGCACUCUAGACCCUUUCCCCUCUUGGCUGAUAAAAUCCAGCAGGGAGGGAACAGCUGGCAGGACCAAGGAGAUGAUCAGUGCCUCUUUACAAGAGGGGGUUAUCCCUGCAUGUUUGAAGGAGGCAGUGAUAAAACCACUCCUUAACAAACCUUCCCUGGAUUCAGAAAACGGAACUAACUACUGACCACUUGCUAAUCUCUGGGCAAGGUUCUGGAACGAGUGGUCGCAGACCAGAUCCAGGUGCUUUUGGAAGAAGCUGAUUUUCUGGAUCCAUUUCAACCAGGGUUUAGGCCUGGUUUUGGCGCAAAAAACUGCUUUGGUCACCCUGUAUGAGGACCUCUGUCGAAAGAGAGACAAGGGAAAUAUGUCCCUGUUCAUUGUUCUCAACCUCUCAGCGGCUUUUGAUACCAUCAAUCAUGGUAUGCUUCAGGAGUGAUUCUCUGAACUGGGGGUGGGUGGCACUGCUUUGCGGUGGUUCCAGUCCUACUUGGAUGGUCGUUUCCAAAGGGUGUUACUUGGGGAAUGCUUUUCAGGCCCGUGGAAGCUUCAAUGUGGGGUUCCGCAGGGCCCAAUCCUAUCCCCCAUGCUGUUUAACAUCUGUAUAAAAUUGCUAGGUGGGGUGAUCCGGAGGUUUGGAGUACGUUGUCAGCAGUAUGCUGAUGACACUCAGCUGUACUUCUCCUUUCUAUCUGCAGGUGGGGCAGUGGAAGUGCUGGACCAGUGUCUUGCCUGGGUAAUGGACUGGAUGAGAGCCAAGAAACUGAAGCUCAAUCCAGAAAAGACUGAGGUGCUAUUAGUGGGUGGUUCCCUAGAACAGAUGCUUGGAAGCUUGCCUGCUAUUGAUGGGGUUACACGUCCUUGAAGGAGCAGGUUCGUCGCUUGGGGUUCUCCUGGAACCUUUGCUGUCACUCGAGGCUCAGGUGGCCAAGAGUGCCUUCCAUCAACUUUGACUGGUAGCCCAGCUACACCCCUUUCUGGACAGGGAUAGCCUAUCUACCAUUGUCUAUGCUCUGGCAACUGCAAGGUUAAAUAUAGAUAUGUGUUAUACGUAGGGCUGCCUCUGAAGACAGUGUGGAAACUUCAGCUAGUGCAGAAUUCAGUGGCCAGGUUGCUCUCUGGAGCAAGGCGGUUUGAGCAUAUUACCCCCACCCUGGUCUGACUGCAAUGGCUACCAAUUAGUUUCCAGGCCCAAUUCAAAGUGCUACCUUUGACCUAUAAAGCCUUUAAUGGCUCAGGACCAGAAUACUUCAAGGACUGCUUCUUUACUUAUGAACCUACCCGGACCCUGAGAUCCCCUUCUGAUCUCAAGUGGUCCGGAGGGUGGCAACAUGAGAACAAUGCCUUCUCUGCAGUGGCUCCCCGUCUGUGGAAUGCUCUCCCCAGGGAAGUUCACCUGGCACCUUCAUUAUACACCUUUAGGUGCCAGGCAAAAAAGUUCAUUUUUAACCAGAAUUUUGGUUGAUAUGUUUGACAUUCUAUACCCUUUUUCAAAUAUGGCUCUUUUCUUGUGAGGGGAGGAUGUUAUUGGGUUGUUGUUUUUAUUCUGAUUAUAUAUGUUGUGAUCUUUUCUGAGAACCACGCUGAGACCUCUGGUUAUAGGGCGGUAAAUAAACUCAAUAAAUAAUAAUACUAAUAAAUACUUUCAUUAUUUAAAAGCAUUAUAAAACAUCAAAUAUUAAAAACUUCGCUAUACAAGGUUGCCUUCAGAUGUCUUCUAAAACUUCUAUAGUUGUUUAUUUGACAUCUGACGGGAGGGCGUUCCACAGGGUGGGCACCACUACCAAGAAGGCCCUCUGCCUCGUUCCCUGUAACUUCCCUUCUCACAGUGAGGGAACUGCCACAAGGCCCUGGGACCUGGAUCUCGGUGUCCUGACUGAAUGAUUGGGGUGAAGACGCUCCUUUAGCAUUUCAUCAGUUUGCUUUUUUAUUCCAUCAGGAGAUGUUGAAGGGAUGCUGGCAGAAGGGGAACAAUCAGAAAUGUCACCAAAAGGAUCCAAAGAGCAAAGGAAGCUGAGGGUUCAAGAUGGAGGCAGCAGGCAAGAGGGGAGACAAAAGCAGAAGCCGGAGGGUGACUCUUGUAUGUCUCAGGCUGGUGAAAAUCAAAUUGACAAAAAGGAGAAAAAGCAUGAAUGUACAUUGUGCGGACAGAGAUUUUGUAAUCGCUCAGCUCUUACUUCACAUCAACGAACUCAUACAGGGGAGAAACCGUAUACAUGUUCAGAGUGUGGAAAGAGAUUCAGUCGGAGUGGUACCCUUAUAUUGCACCAACGAACUCAUACAGGAGACAAACCUUAUACGUGUUCAGUGUGUGAAAAGAGCUUCACUCAAAGUAGUGGCCUUACUUUGCAUCAAAGAUCUCAUACAGGAGAGAAACCGUAUACAUGCUCAGAGUGUGGAAAGAGCUUCACUCAAAGUAGUGACCUUACCUUGCAUCAAAUAUCUCAUACAGGGGAGAAACCGUAUACGUGUUCUGAGUGUGGAAAGAGCUUCAGUCACAGCACUGCACUUACUAGACAUCAACAAACUCAUCGAGGCAGCAAACCUUAUAAAUGUUCGGAAUGUGGCAACAGCUUCAGUCGCAUCGACUCCCUUUCCUUGCAUCAAAAAAUUCAUAUAGGGGAGAAACGAUAUACAUGUUUGGAGUGUGGAAAGAGCUUCAUUCAGAAUGGCACCCUUACCUUGCAUCAAAGAGUGCACACAGGAGAGAAACCGUAUAAAUGUUUGGAGUGUGGAAAGAGCUUCAGUCGUAGUAGCUCCCUUACAUUGCAUCAACGAACUCAUACGGGAGAGAAACCGUAUACAUGUUCGGAGUGUGGAAAAAGCUUCAUUUGCAGUAGCUCCCUUAUGUUGCAUCAAAGAACUCAUACAGGGGACAAACCAUAUAAAUGCUCCGAGUGUGGAAAUAGCUUCAGGCGCCGGAGUCACCUAACUAGACACCAAAGAAGUCAUAUAGGGAGGAAAUCUUAA